AUGACAAAUACUCUUCGGAAAUCAUUUCGUUAUCGCCUACGAAAAAAAACUCAUAGUGAUGAUCAUGUGUAUCCAUGUAUUGAUACAAAUGAUUGUUCAAAUUCAAAAUUAAAUUUAGUUAAACCGGUGAAAUCAAAAAAUUUUCUACAACGUCGAAGACAACGACGUCAUUCAUCAUCAUCAUCUGAACAAGCUAAAUCAAAAGUAUUUGAACCUCGUUAUGAUAUUCAUUAUAAUUCUGAUGAUGAUCCAUUUUCAUCAUCAAUAAAUUCUUAUUCACAUCCAUUUGAUCGUUUAACUUCUCAAAUACGUAAAUCAUUUCGAAAUACAUUAAGACGACAACGUUCAAGAUUUGGAAGUAAUAAUUCAAAUAAACAUUUAAUAUUAAAUAAAAAUGAUGAAAAUCCAAUAUUUUAUCCAAAAUUAUCUACAGGUCUAACAUCACCUUUAAUAAUAACAAUUGAUAAUGAUAAAAAACAAUUUCCAAUCAAACAACGAAAAGCACCAUUAGCACCUACACAUAUAAAUCAAUCAACAUCUGUACCUAUUGAAAUCAAUAAUAAAAAUCAACAAACCAAUUCUAUAUCAUCAAAUAAUCAACAAAUAAAUAAUAAUAUAAAAAAUUUAAAAAAAACAAAUUUAAAUCGUUUAUUUCGAAUAAAUAUUUCAUUUCUACCAAAAAAACAUGAAGAAAAUCAACAACAUGAAAAAAUAACAUUUCGUCAACGAUUUGAUUCACUAAGACAUUCAUUUCAUUUUGUCAAUCGAAAUUCAUCCAAAACAUAUAAUAAUUAUUUGCUUUCAAAUGAAUAA
Messenger RNA from Rotaria sp. Silwood1, 813 nucleotides. Lineage: Eukaryota; Metazoa; Rotifera; Eurotatoria; Philodinida; Philodinidae. The record is from the annotation of a GenBank genome assembly.